UAUUCGUAUAACUAGCAAUACAGAAAAUCUACAGAAUAAAAUAUAAAUAUUUAAUUAGCGUUAUAAAUAUUUAAAAAAUCUAACAGUCUUUGAUUUCAUCUACUAUUUUUACCCAUAGUAAUGUAUCAAAAGGCCAUGUUCAAUUUACAUACAAAACUACGAGUUCAAGUUUAUAUUGCCUAACGUAUUACAAGAAAACAAUGAAAUGAAGACACCAAAUGUCAGCCAAAUAAAUUAAAAAACGUUUAUAAAGACACGAAAAGAGAACGAUCUGUAGUAGUAUCUGAGCAUUCAAUCACAAUAUAUCACUCUCUCUAAUAUGUCUCUCGAUAUUAAUGAUAACGAAGUUGCUGAUAAAAGUGGCGUUAAACCCGAGGUUACGUUCAAUGACAGCAAAAAUAUCAUCAUUACAAAAAAAAUAGGAACUGAUUAUUCGUAUAAACACAAAAUUGUGUGGAAAAAUGCCAUUGGUUUUCUAUUCUUACAUAUCAUGGCUUUGUGGGGACUAUCGAUAUUCGCUUCUGGAGGCAUCAACUAUAAAACAUAUUUAUGGAUUAUAAUCCUGCUGUUUGUCAGUACGGAAGGAGUAACGAUAGGAGCUCAUAGGCUUUUUGCACAUAAAUCAUUUAAGGCAACGCCUCUAUUGAAAGCCAUUUUAAUAAUUUUUCAAACAAUGGCCGGGCAGAACUCCGUUUUCAUCUGGUGUCGCGAUCAUCGUCUGCAUCACCGCUAUGCGGACACCGAUGGUGAUCCUCACAACUCUAAAAGAGGAUUUUUCUUUAGUCACAUCGGUUGGUUGAUGAGCAAAAAACAUCCAUAUGUCAUGGGUCUGGGACGAAGAAUUGAUAUGAAAGACCUGGAAGCAGAUUGGAUGGUAAUGUUCCAAAAAAAAUACUAUUACUAUUUAUAUUUUGUGUUUGCUGUAAUCAUUCCCGUUGGCGUGCCGUAUUAUUAUUUGGGAGAAUCAUUUAAGAAUUCUCUUCUAGUUUGCUAUUUCUUUCGUUAUUUAAUUCUAUUAAAUGGAACAUGGCUAGUCAACAGCGCGGCUCAUCUUUAUGGAACAAGACCAUAUGACAAGAAAUUGCAACCUGUGGAAUCGUGGUUCGUCUCUUUCAUAAGUUUAGGUGAAGGCUGGCAUAACUAUCACCACGCUUUCCCUUGGGACUACAAAGCCGCUGAAUUGACAAUGCAUUUUAAUCAGUCAGCUAAUUUUAUAAGAAUUUUCGAGAAGCUAGGAUUAGCUUAUGAUCUUAAAACUGCAUCACCAGAAAUGGUUGCCAGACGAAUCAUUAAAACUGGAGACGGUACCCAUUAUGCGCUCGGCAAUGAAAAAGACAGAAAUGCAGUUACUGCUAUCGGAAUCCUACAUCCUCUAAAUCCAUCCUACAAUACCGUAUAUAAAGCACCUGAUGCAGUUUUAGAAGAUAAAGGAUUACCUUUGUACCACGAAAAUGAUGUCAUUGAACAAAACGUACUUAAGAGAAAAGUUGUUGCUGGUUGAUUUUGUACUAGCUUAGAAAUAAUUUCUUUCUUUAAUCUCAUUAUAAUUAUACUAUAUAAUAUUAAAAAUAAGUAAUUACAAUAUGAUAAAAUAGAAUUAAGUUAUCAAAUAUAUAUUUUUUUAAUUUUUUUUUAUUAUCAAAUAAAAGUUAUAGAAAUAUUUUAUAA
Nymphalis io (European peacock) is the source of this 1668-nucleotide messenger RNA. RefSeq names its product acyl-CoA Delta-9 desaturase-like. Gene Ontology annotation, molecular function: stearoyl-CoA 9-desaturase activity; iron ion binding. Gene Ontology annotation, biological process: unsaturated fatty acid biosynthetic process. The record is from RefSeq and is a predicted model, not a curated record. The transcript is spliced from 6 exons. The coding region runs from base 320 to 1501 and encodes 393 amino acids. Gene Ontology annotation, cellular component: endoplasmic reticulum membrane. Lineage: Eukaryota; Metazoa; Arthropoda; Insecta; Lepidoptera; Nymphalidae.